Aureococcus anophagefferens is the source of this 736-nucleotide messenger RNA. RefSeq lists its product as hypothetical. The coding region runs from base 219 to 623 and encodes 134 amino acids. Gene Ontology annotation, biological process: regulation of DNA-templated transcription. NCBI's taxonomy places the organism in Eukaryota, Pelagophyceae, Pelagomonadales, Pelagomonadaceae. The transcript is spliced from 3 exons. Gene Ontology annotation, cellular component: nucleus. The record is from RefSeq and is a predicted model, not a curated record. Gene Ontology annotation, molecular function: RNA polymerase II cis-regulatory region sequence-specific DNA binding; DNA-binding transcription factor activity, RNA polymerase II-specific.
AAGGAAUCGGUGGCCAUGGGGCCGAGAACGAGACCUCCAAAGUUGUGGUUUGUAUGGCCAUUUCAUCGAUUUUUAACAUUCCUCAGCUUAUAUCUCGGCUCGGGCUUGCGCCAAGAUUGUUGCAUUUUAACCUUCCUCAGCCACAUCUACUGCUGUUCCCGGUGUAUCACGGCGCGCUUACCUGUACGGCUGGCGCCCACACGAGUGAUUAGCCUCAAAUGGCGUCGGGUGAUCGGCGCGUCUGGAGCCAGCAAGAGGACAGUGCUAUCAAAGACUUGGUAAUGAGGUAUGGGACGCGCUCUUGGAGCGUCAUCGCCGAACACAUCGUGAGUGACUACAAUAUCGAAGGCAGGACCGGCAAACAAUGUAGAGAACGAUGGCACAACCACCUUGACCCCCACAUUAACAAAGAUGCCUGGACUGCAGACGAGGAAAGAGUCAUGGCGGAUGCGCAUAAAUCUCUUGGUAAUAAAUGGUCCGAAAUUGCGAAACUAUUACCCGGCCGGACUGACAACCAUGUAAAAAAUCAUUGGUAUUCUUUCAUGAGAAGAAACGUUCGACGACUCAACAGAGAAGUCAACGAUGGGCAACCAAAUCAUCAACAUGUCGGAUCAGGUGCAUAGCCUACACCCAUCCGUUGUCAAAUCGAGGCGGUAUACUUUGCCAAUAGAAAGGACUGCUGGGUCUACGCAAGAACCCCCACUAAAGAAGGGUCGCUCACGGAAGGCAGCUAAUC